This is a messenger RNA of Iphiclides podalirius (scarce swallowtail), 645 nucleotides long. NCBI's taxonomy places the organism in Eukaryota, Metazoa, Arthropoda, Insecta, Lepidoptera, Papilionidae. The record is from the annotation of a GenBank genome assembly.
AUGUCGACUCUAAUUUUGUUCGAAUUACUUUUAUUCGUCGUUUAUUUGAGGUCUAUUCAAGCUGAUUCAGAACUAAAAGAGAGUAUUAAUGAAAAAACUGAUUCACCUAAUCCUAUAGAAGAAUCUGCAAAAAGUGGUGAGCUAGAAUCAGAUGUAAAAAGCCCCGACAAUGACCAUACUUCAACUGAAACCCGUAUAGAACGCUCAUCGGAGACCAAUUUAGACAAAAGUUUUGUUAGCGAUGACAUUAAAACAGAAUCGAAAAAUGCAGAAUCCAAUAUUUCUACAGUCGAUGAUGAUUUAAAAACAUCGUCUGAUGAUGCUCGGUUAGUAGAAACAUCCAGAAAGAACGAGGAAUUAUUGGAAAUUAAUGAUGCCGCUGAAGAAAUAAGUAGCGAAAGAUCUGUUAUUGAUUUAAAUGAUGAUAAACUCAACAAAGACAGCCAUAACGAUAAUAAAGCUAGAUUUGCAGAAAACCCUGACGAAAAUCUUGAAAUUGCGGCUAUCUCAGACCUCGGGACAAUAAAAGCUGCACAAACUUUUGGUAGUCGGAGAAGUAAUUCCGGUGGUUUCACGAGUUCCUCCAGUCGUGUAGCUUUAGGUCGUUCUGCCAUCCGCAACGACAACCCACAGUCCUGUGGGAAU